AUGCCGCUCAACCCGCUGCAGCUCCGCGGGCGCGAGGCGGUGCCGUCGCUCAACUUGUCGGGGAAGGACCUCGGACCCGGAUCGGCUGCGGUCGUCGCGGCGGGGGUUUCGGUCAACGGGGUAGUGACCGACCUCAACAUUGGCGGCAACGAGAUCAGCGACGAGGGCGCCACUGCGAUCGCCGAGGCGCUGCGCGGCAACGGGGUAUUGACCUCCUUGGACGUGGGCGGCAACAGCCUCACCGAGGAGGCGGCCCUCGGCAUCGUGCGCGUCGAGCGGCAGCGCAACAAACUCACCUCGCUGGGCUUGGGUCGCUGCGGCAUCGGCCCGACUGGCGCCGCAGAGAUCGCCGAGUACGUGUCGGUCAACGAGGUGCUGACCGACUUGAACCUCUACAACAACAAGAUCGGCGACGAGGGCGCCAAGGAGCUAGCAGCCGCACUUCGCGUCAACGGGGUGCUGACCAACCUCUCGCUCUUUGGGAACGGUAUUGGCGACGAGGGCGCAAAGGCGAUCGGCGGCGCUCUUCGCGUCAACGGGGUGUUGACCAACUUAGACCUCACCGACUGCGGGAUUGGCGUCGAGGGUGCCAAGGCGAUCGGCAGUGCUCUCGCGAUUAACGGGGUGCUGACCGACUUGAACCUCUGGGACAACAAGAUCGGCCCCGAGGGUGCCAAGGCGCUAGCAUCCGCUCUUCGCGUCAACGGGGUGCUGAAAGCCCUCGACAUCGGGACCAACAGCAUCGGCGUCGAGGGCGCCAAGGCGAUCGCCGAGGCGCUUCAGGGCAACGGGGUGCUGACGUCCUUGAACGUGAGCAGCAACAAGAUCGGGCCAACCGGCGCGACCGCGAUCGCCGAGGCGCUGCGCGUCAACGGGGUGCUGACCACCCUCGUGCUCUGGGGAAACAACAUCGGCGACAAGGGCGCCAAGGCGCUGGCCUCCGCUCUGCGCGUCAACGGGGUCCUGACCAACCUCGUGCUCGUGAACAACAACAUCGGCGACGAGGGCGCCGCUGCGCUGGCCUCCGCUCUGCGCGUCAACGGGGAGCUGAAAAGGAUCGACCUCCGCUUAAACGAUUUGGGCGACGAAGGGAAGGGAGCGAUUCGAGAUGCGGUGAGCGGGCGGGUAGGGUUCGAGCUCGAGAUGUGA
Molecule: messenger RNA, 1149 nt
Organism: Emiliania huxleyi CCMP1516
Lineage: Eukaryota; Haptophyta; Isochrysidales; Noelaerhabdaceae
Exons: 1
Coding region: 1-1149 (382 amino acids)
Biological process (GO): nucleocytoplasmic transport; activation of GTPase activity
Cellular component (GO): perinuclear region of cytoplasm; cytosol; nucleus
Molecular function (GO): small GTPase binding; GTPase activator activity
Source: RefSeq, a predicted model, not a curated record